This is a messenger RNA of Pipistrellus nathusii (Nathusius's pipistrelle), 1278 nucleotides long. NCBI's taxonomy places the organism in Eukaryota, Metazoa, Chordata, Mammalia, Chiroptera, Vespertilionidae. The record is from the annotation of a GenBank genome assembly.
AUGGGGCUCAGCCUCGGGGCAUCGCGAACGCUCCGCACUCCCGGGAGGGCGCUAAGCUGCGAAGGUUGGAGCCUCCCCUCCUACCUCUCUGUGCUGGUGGCGCUGGGGAACCUGGGCCUGCCGCUGGUGACGCUGUGGGGACGACUGGCCCCAGGCAAGGGCGAGCGGGCCCCCAUCCGGGUGGUGCAGGCCCUGAGUGUGGUGGGCACUGCCCUGCUGGCCCCCCUGUGGCAGCAGGUGGCCCCGGUGGCGGGGCAGGAUCACUCCGUGGCCUUCCUGACCCUGGCCUUGGUGCUGGCGCUGGCCUGCUGUGCCUCCAAUGUCACUUUCCUGCCCUUACUGAGCCACCUGCCGCCUCCCUUUCUGCGGUCCUUCUUCCUGGGUCAGGGCCUGAGUGCCCUGCUGCCCUGCGUGCUGGCCCUCGCGCAGGGGGUGGGCCGCCUCGAGUGCCCGCCAGCCCCCACCAACAGCACCCCUGGGCCUCCCCACUACUUCCCGGAGCGCUUUUCCGCCAGCACCUUCUUCUGGACACUGGCUGCCCUUCUGGUCACUUCGGCUGCCGCCUUCCAGGGUCUUCUGCUGCUGUUGCCGUUACCGCCGUCCGCGCCCACGGAAGGCCUGGGGCCUGGCCGUGGGGCGGGAGCCCCUGGAGCGGAGGAGGAGGCGGCGGAGGGAGAGGCCUCACCACUGCAGGAGCAACCUUUCCAGGCGGCAGGCACCACGCCCUGCCGAGACCCUGAGGCCCAUCGACUGCUCUCUGCCCGCAGUGCCUGCCUGCUGGGCCUGCUGGCCGUCACCAAUGCACUGACCAAUGGCGUGUUGCCAGCAGUGCAGAGCUUCUCCUGCUUGCCCUAUGGGCGCCUGGCCUACCACCUGGCCGCAGUGCUGGGCAGUGCCGCCAACCCCCUCGCCUGCUUCCUGGCCAUGGGCAUGCUGUGCAGGUCUCUGGCAGGGCUGGGCGGUUUAUCUCUUCUGGGCCUGCUCUUCGGGGCCUACCUGAUGAUGCUGGCCGUCCUGAGCCCCUGCCCUCCUCUUGUGGGCACCACUGCAGGGACGGUCCUUGUGGUGCUGUCCUGGGUGCUGUGUCUGGGGCUGUUCUCGUACGUGAAGGUGGCUGCCGGCUCCCUGCUGCAUGGAGGUGGCCGGCCGGCACUGCUGGCGGUUGGUGUGGCCAUCCAGGUGGGCUCCCUGCUUGGUGCUGUCGCCAUGUUCCCUCCUACCAGCGUGUACCACGUGUUCCACAGCGGGAAGGACUGUGUGGACCUGUGUGGACCCUGA